This is a messenger RNA of Phyllostomus discolor (pale spear-nosed bat), 1231 nucleotides long. RefSeq names its product transaldolase 1 (gene TALDO1). NCBI's taxonomy places the organism in Eukaryota, Metazoa, Chordata, Mammalia, Chiroptera, Phyllostomidae. The record is from RefSeq and is a predicted model, not a curated record. The coding region runs from base 60 to 1070 and encodes 336 amino acids. Gene Ontology annotation, biological process: pentose-phosphate shunt; carbohydrate metabolic process; pentose-phosphate shunt, non-oxidative branch. The transcript has 8 exons. Gene Ontology annotation, cellular component: intracellular anatomical structure; cytoplasm. Gene Ontology annotation, molecular function: transaldolase activity.
GCGGCCGGGGCGGGGCCGCGGGGCAUUGUGGGUCGCUGCACUGCCGCUGCUGCCUCGCCAUGUCGGGCUCCCCGGUAAAGCGGCAGAGGAUGGAGAACGCGCUGGACCAGCUCAAGCAGUUCACCACCGUGGUGGCCGACACGGGCGACUUCCACGCCAUCGACGAGUACAAGCCCCAGGAUGCCACCACCAACCCGUCCCUGAUCCUGGCGGCCGCGCAGAUGCCCGCCUACCAGGAGCUGGUGGAGGAGGCCAUCGCCUACGGCAAGAGGCUGGGCGGGGCACAGGAGGGGCAGAUCCAGAACGCCAUCGACAAGCUCUACGUGCUGUUUGGGGCUGAAAUACUGAAGAAGAUUCCGGGCCGCGUGUCCACGGAGGUGGAUGCGAGGCUCUCCUUUGACAAGGAGGCCAUGGUGGCCCGGGCCAGGCGGCUCAUCGAGCUCUACAAGGACGCCGGGGUCGGCAAGGACCGGGUUCUGAUCAAGCUCUCGUCCACCUGGGAGGGAAUCCAGGCCGGAAAGGAGCUGGAGGAGCAGCACGGCAUCCACUGCAACAUGACGCUGCUGUUCUCCUUCGCCCAGGCCGUGGCCUGCGCCGAGGCGGGCGUGACGCUCAUCUCCCCCUUCGUGGGGCGCAUCCUCGACUGGCACGUGGCCAACACGGACAAGAAAGUGUACGAGCCCCUGGAGGACCCUGGCGUGAGAAGUGUCACCAAGAUCUACAACUACUACAAGAAGUUUGGCUACAAGACCAUCGUCAUGGGUGCCUCCUUCCGCAACACGGGCGAAAUCAAGGCGCUGGCGGGCUGCGACUUCCUCACCAUCUCCCCCAAGCUCCUGGGGGAGCUGCUCAAGGACGGCAGCAAGCUGGCGCCCACGCUGUCGGUCAAGGCCGCCCAGGCCAGCGACCUGGAGAAGAUCCAUCUGGACGAGAAGGCCUUCCGCUGGCUGCACAACGAGGACCAGAUGGCCGUGGAGAAGCUCUCGGACGGGAUCCGCAAGUUUGCCGCCGACGCCGUGAAGCUGGAGCGGGUGCUGGCGGAGCGGAUGUUCAGCGAGAACGGGAAGUAGCCCGGGGCCGGGUCCUGGACGGCCCGGCGUGGAGCCCGGGUCUGAUUCACACGAGCCUGGUGACGGAUCUUGCAUUUUUUACUGAUUGGAGCAGGGACAGAUCACAGAUUUCUGAUUUUAUGCAAAACCUUUCACCUAAUGCAUUAAAUAGUCACAUUUUC